CGCGAAAGAUCAUUCGUUGGUAGAAGUUUCUUUACGUUAGAUAUUAUCCUCUCUAUCCAGAAGCGACUUCCACUGAUAUAUUUAGUAUCUAUUCGGACUUGCAAGAAGUUGGACGCUUUUCACCCAUUUUUCCACCACACUCAGACGCGAUUAUUUUAUUUAUUUAAAAAGAAAAUAGAAGAAAGUGAUCUUUUGUGACAUUUUCGGCAGUGUUUGAGACACUUUUUUUCUCCCCAUCAUAUUGACAGACAAAUUAUGAUUUCUCUAGAUGGUGGAUAGUGAAAAAUAACUUUUAAAUUUUCCAUUGAUCAUUUUCUAUUGAUCACUUGUCCCAGACGGGAGGGAUUUUUCUUUUGAGAACGCACGAGAACUGAGGUAGCAAUUUCUUUGCUGAACUUGUGAUUGAGAAACAAUCUGAUAAGAAGACUUUAAUUGAAAGAGGGAAAAUGGGAAAUCUUCGACGAGGUGGAAUGAUUGUGAUUGAGGGGGCGUUCGUGAUGAGCUUUCUCCUUUCUGCGAUGGUUCUCAGUGCUCCAGUGACGCCUGAAUUUGAAUCUGGCACCAUCCUGGAUCUCAACAAUCCUGACCCCAACAUCCUCAGGCAACACAAUAUCAAUAUCACAACCAUUCGCAAUCGUCAAGCUGCUCUGAAAAAUCGCAAUGUCUUCUCCCAAUCCACCGGCAUCAGGAACAAUGAGUCCUUCCUCCACAAUACACCAAGUUCCACGACAAUCACCCAGAGGCGAAUUUUCGAAGAAAGAGCCCUGGAUGCCAUUAAGGAAACCAUUUUCAGAAACAUACUGAGAAAUGAUACCAGACCCCUUGAGAAUUCUAAUGAUCCCAUCUACCCCAAUUCUCAUGAUAUUGCCGCCUAUCCAUUGUGCCAAGCCCCCAGGAAUACCAAUGAGACAUUCUGGAAUGAAGGAAAUUCCUACAAUUUGAAUUUCGAACUACCCACAAUUAACUCCAAUAUGAAUCUUACUGCAGCUACCCUUAGGCUGUACAAGAUUGAAACACCGAACAUUGGAACAUCCGAGAGGAGAAAUCAAACAAGACAGACGAACGACUGUGGCCAAAUGGAUGAGCUGAUCCAUAUAAGCGUAUCUGCCUACGUGAAGAAGCAUCGUAAAGCUGAACGCAAGAAGCGCAUGUACAGCAGCACAAUGGUGGACAAGUCCUUUGUCGGCUGGGUUGAACUGGACGUGAGGCAGGCCGUGAAGCUGUGGGAGAAGCCCAGCAAGAAUUUAGGGUUGGCCAUUGAUGUGCACGAUCAAGACGGAAAUAUCCUGAAGGCAUCACAAUUCUUCUUCCAGCACAGCUGUGAGGCAUCAGCCCCUUACCCCUGGAGCUACAUUAGUAAAAAUACCGGGCCUUACUCUUCAAUGGAGAAGGUGCCUCGCCACCCCAGAAUAGACUUUAAGUUCUGCUCUAAAAUACUCAUUGGAAGCUCUGAGCUGCCUCCCUGGUUCCGUCAUGUUUCUUCAUCCUCAUCAGAUUCAUCGCCGGAAGAGAUUGUGGAACAAGAUGAUAGUGGGUGUCCCAUCCGCAAAAAACGACGUCACACACACCACAACCACAGAGGACCCCACGCCUAAUUGGAUGCUUUUGCAUAACGACCUAGCCGCAAGGGUUAACGCCAUGCACUGAGAAAAAUUCCACGAAACGCCCUGUUGAGGCAAAAAAAAUAUCACCUGCAAGUGUGUGCGCACUUCUUCUUUUUUUUAUUUUAAUUAAAUUGCAAUUGUACGGUCAUUUCCAACACUGUUCCCUUUCAAUAUCGUACAAUUCGACAAUAUUGACACAAGUAUAUAAUUCUCGACAGGAAAUGUAACGUGAGGUAGAAUUUAAACACAAACACAACACAUACUUAAAGGUUAGCAUUAUUAAAACGCAGUGACUCUCUUCCUCGCAAGAGGUAGCUCUCUACAGUUUAAGUUAUAUAAUCCUAGAAUUAGUGCUUCAACUUGAAUCACUUUGAAUAUUAAUUUUAAAUUAUUAUAUUAAUAAUUUCUUCUUCAAACAAGAAACAAUAUCCUCACUGCUUGAGGCAAAAUACAAAUACAAAAAAAAAACGAACUCUUUCGCAAUGGAAUUUAAUUUUCUGUACAAAACUCAGCGAAAAAAACAUUAAAAAUGUCUAGUUUAUAUCAUGUUUGACGACUUUAGUGGUGAGGUUUCUUUUUUUUUGGAAAACAACACCCCAAAGGGAAUUGAGCAACCACUAAAAAAAUUACUCUUGUAAAUAAUAACAAUACUCUCUAACUGGAAAGAUACACUUUUUAGUUUUAAGGUUUUGAUGUAAGGUCUUUAUUAAAUGAGAGAGAAUUAAAUACAAUAUUUGCUAAGAUUUUUAAGGCAAUAGGGAGAAAAAAAAGAAAUUGUAAAUAUGCUGAAAAAAUUGAAAAUUAUUUAAAAAUCUGACAUCUUUUAGGAUUUUAAGAUAUACUUUUAGCUUAAGAUUCUUCUCUCUGAUCAUCUUCCUUUUUUGUCUCUAAGACAUAUUUUUUUUUGCAUAAAACUUACGUAUAAACUGCUUAGGAUAAUUUAGAUAUUUUUCGCAUGACAAAUUAAUAUUAGUUUUAUACAAACACUUUUUGUAUGUUUUUAACAAAAAUAAAAAUAUUUUGGUAAUGUGA
Molecule: messenger RNA, 2636 nt
Organism: Phlebotomus papatasi
Lineage: Eukaryota; Metazoa; Arthropoda; Insecta; Diptera; Psychodidae
Exons: 6
Coding region: 447-1595 (382 amino acids)
Source: RefSeq, a predicted model, not a curated record